This is a messenger RNA of Aspergillus heteromorphus CBS 117.55, 1853 nucleotides long. Its product is annotated as sorting nexin-4. NCBI's taxonomy places the organism in Eukaryota, Fungi, Ascomycota, Eurotiomycetes, Eurotiales, Aspergillaceae. Gene Ontology annotation, biological process: autophagy; cytoplasm to vacuole targeting by the Cvt pathway. Bases 131 to 1621 code for a protein of 496 amino acids. The record is from RefSeq and is a predicted model, not a curated record. The transcript has 2 exons. Gene Ontology annotation, molecular function: phosphatidylinositol binding. Gene Ontology annotation, cellular component: phagophore assembly site.
CCAUCACCCCCCCCCCUCCUUCCGUGCUGCUCGCCUGCUCAGCUCCGUAUUGUCCAGCUUCUGCUCGCCGUAUCUGAACCGUUUCCGCGCUGGCCCAGCGUCCUGCCGGCUCUAGGCGCCAACCCCUCCAAUGGAUCAGCACGACGACUUCGACAGCGUCUCAUGGAGACAUGACCCGGACAGCGAUCUCUCGCGCCCUACAACUUCCGGAACCGAUGCCGAAGAACCCAUUCCUUACAACCACGAUGUCAAUGGCAAGCGCAGGAUGAGCUCCGCCCAAGAACCCCCCCAGGCCGGCCCGCUGGCCGAUGCCGUCGACCUGGCCGGGAUCGGCGACGGGGUGCUGGAGUGUCAGGUCGAUUCCCCGUUGAAGGAGAAUGACGGCACAAAAGACGCAUACAUCUCGUACUUGGUCACUACGAAUACCGACUUCAAGUCCUUCCAGAAACCAGAGUUUACUGUGCGACGAAGAUUCACUGAUUUCUAUUUCCUAUACAAGACGCUCUACCGGGAAUAUCCCGCUUGCGCGGUCCCGCCACUGCCCGAUAAGCAUAAGAUGGAGUAUGUGCGAGGCGAUCGAUUUGGACCCGAAUUCACCACCCGGCGCGCAUGGUCACUACACCGGUUUCUGAAACGCUUGUCCCUGCACCCGGUGCUCCGCCGGGCUCCAUUGCUGGCGAUCUUCCUGGAGUCCCCCGACUGGAAUGCGCAUAUGCGGUUGCGGUCGAACCGCAACUCGAACAGCACGUCGGAUGGCAGUGGCGUCCCUGGGAUCUUUGACAACUUCACGGACACCUUUGUCAAUGCGUUCACCAAAGUGCACAAGCCGGACCGGCGGUUCAUCGAGGUGCGGGAGAAGGCAGACAAGCUGGACGAGGACCUCAACCACGUCGAGAAGAUUGUGGCCCGGGUAGCUCGGCGAGAGUCUGAUCUGGAAGCAGACUACAACGACCUCGCGACACAGUUCCGCAAACUGGUGCCCCUGGAGCCCGAGGUGGAGGUGCCUCUCCAGGUCUUUGCCGCCUCGGUGGAGGAGACCGGACGGGGACUCAAGACGAUCAAGGACCACACCGACCAGAACUACCUGGGUUCGCUCCGAGAUAUGGAAGCGUACAUCUUAUCGGUCAAGUCGCUCUUGAAGACGCGGGAGCAGAAACAGCUCGACUUCGAAGCGCUGGUCGACUACCGGAACAAGGCGGUGGCCGAGCGGGACUCUCUCGCAUCCAACCCAGCAUCAUACUAUGCGUCCAACCCGCUGACGUCGUCCCCGGCCUCGUUCAUCCGGUCCAAGAUGGAAGACAUGCGCGGAGUGGACCACGAGCAGUCGCGACGCGAGCGGGUUCGCAAGCUGGAACUUCGGAUCGACGAGCUCACGCGCGAGGUCGAGUCCGCCAAGACGACGUCGGAGAUGUUCGAUGAAGAGGUCGUGCGCGAGGUGGCCGACUUCGAGCGCAUCAAGGCCGUCGAGUUCCGGGAUACGAUGGGCGCGCUGGCGGAGAAACACAUCGACUUCUACCAGGGGGUGCUGAACACGUGGGAGAGGUUCGUCGCCGAGAUGGAGGGCGACCUGGAAGACGACCUCGACGAGUCGGGUCUCCCCAAGGAAGUCGAAAGCCGGUAGUCGGUUCGUUCGCACCCGACGGGGAUGGAUUAAUCUACUCUUGUCUCUUGUCUACGUGAUGUCGCACUAGCCUUGAUUUCUUUCUUCUCAUGAGAAGUUCUCUUUUCCCGGGUAGGAGACUGUUGAUUCCAUGAAUAUUACGACGCUGUAUCCCAUUCUCGUACCAUAAUGCUCGGUAGAUCGCACUCAUCGCAUAACACAGUAGGUAGCCCUAACCUUGCUUCCUCCGUCU